AUGGAUAUUCUCGAAACCAACCAAAACGUAGUAGUAGUCCGUGCUAAGCCUGAAGGACAGCGGAAAACAUUUAAACCUAACAUUCGUUCGAUAAAUAAAAUACCGGAUGAGUUACUCAAUGACCCGCUUUUAAACAGAGCUUGUGAAUCAUUACCGCAGAAUUAUAAUUUUGAGAUACAUAAGACGAUAUGGAGGAUAAGAUCUCUGGGUUCAAAAGUAGUAGCUCUACAGCUACCUGAAGGUUUGACGAUGUUUGCAACUACUUUGUGUGAUAUAAUUGAGGCGUUUACUGAAGCCGAUACUAUUAUAAUGGGUGAUGUGACGUAUGGUGCGUGUUGUAUUGACGAUUUCACCGCAAUUGCUUUGGAUGCUGAUUUAUUAGUUCACUAUGGACACUCGUGCCUUAUACCCAUAGAUCAAACAAACAACAUAAAAGUUCUAUACAUAUUUGUAGACAUAAAAAUAGAUCCAUCUCAUUUUAUAGAAACUAUAAAGUUAAAUUUGCCUAAACCAACACAUCUGGCUAUCAUAAGUACGAUACAGUUUGUGACGACAUUACAUUCUGUUGCUAAAAGUUUGAGAAAUGAGGGUUAUAUAGUCUCGGUUCCUCAGAGUAAGCCGCUAUCACCUGGUGAAAUUCUUGGUUGUACUGCACCUAAAUUGAAUGCCGAUGUCAUUGUAUACCUCGGUGAUGGAAGAUUUCAUUUAGAGUCUAUAAUGAUAGCAAACCCAACCAUUCCUGCUUACAAAUAUGAUCCUUAUGACAAAAAAUUUACAUUGGAAACUUACGAGCAUGAAUUAAUGCAAACAAAUAGGAGGAAUCAAAUAAAGACUACCGAGAAUGCCACAAGUUUUGGACUCAUUCUUGGCACUUUGGGCAGACAAGGAAGUACAAAGGUUUUAGCUAACUUGGAAAAACAAAUACAAAAUGCUGACAAGAGCUAUGUUAAGAUACUGUUGUCUGAGAUAUUUCCUAGCAAAUUGGCAUUGUUUGAUUUAGAUGCCUUCGUCCAAAUAGCUUGCCCGAGACUUUCUAUUGACUGGGGCACAGCUUUUCCAAGGCCAUUGUUAACUCCAUAUGAAUUUUCAGUGGCACUUGGUAAUAGUAAGUGGCUAAAAGAUGACGGCACAUAUCCUAUGGAUUUCUAUGCUAAUGAUAGUUUAGGGCCUUGGACACCAAAUUAUAAACCAGUUCUAUGUUCAGGAACUGACAAAAAAUGUGAAAACUGUUGUGGUGGUAAAGAAAAAGAUAUAAAAUAA
Molecule: messenger RNA, 1260 nt
Organism: Danaus chrysippus (African queen)
Lineage: Eukaryota; Metazoa; Arthropoda; Insecta; Lepidoptera; Nymphalidae
Source: the annotation of a GenBank genome assembly